GCUCAACGCAACCCUGACCCGUGCCGAGCUCUCCAGGGGCAACUAACUCCUUUUUCUUCCCGUUGCAGUGGAAGAUCGACGACAAGCCAGUGAAAAUUGACAAAUGGGACGGGUCGGCCGUGAAAAACUCCUUGGACGAUUCUGCCAAAAAGGUCCUCCUGGAGAAGUACAAAUACGUCGAGAACUUCCGCCUGAUCGACGGCCGCCUCGUCAUCUGCACCAUCUCGUGUCUCUUCGCGAUCGUCGCUCUCAUCUGGGAUUACCUGCACCCCUUCCCCGAAUCCAAGCCGGUCCUUGCCUUUUGUGUCGUAUCAUAUUUUGUGAUGAUGGGGAUCCUGACCAUCUACACCUCCUACAAAGAGAAGAGUAUUUUCCUGGUAGCUCACAGAAAAGACCCGGCGGGGAUGGACCCCGACGACGUGUGGCAGCUCUCCUCCAGUCUCAAACGGUUUGAUGACAAGUACACCCUGAAGCUGACUUUCAUCAGCGGGAAAACCAAGCAGCAGAGAGAAGCCGAGUUCACCAAAUCCAUCGCGAAAUUCUUCGACGCCAACGGGACGCUGGUGAUGGAGGCCUACGAGCCCGAAGUCUCCAAGCUCCACGAUAGUCUGGCCCUGGAGAGGAAAACCAAAUGAGUCCCGCCACCGCCUGCCUCCCGAGAUCACGCUAAAUUAAUACCAAUAAAGUCAAAGAGCAAAGCUGA
Molecule: messenger RNA, 703 nt
Organism: Oxyura jamaicensis (ruddy duck)
Lineage: Eukaryota; Metazoa; Chordata; Aves; Anseriformes; Anatidae
Gene: SPCS2
Product: signal peptidase complex subunit 2
Exons: 4
Coding region: 324-635 (103 amino acids)
Biological process (GO): protein targeting to ER
Cellular component (GO): membrane; signal peptidase complex
Source: RefSeq, a predicted model, not a curated record